Molecule: messenger RNA, 1480 nt
Organism: Lonchura striata (white-rumped munia)
Lineage: Eukaryota; Metazoa; Chordata; Aves; Passeriformes; Estrildidae
Gene: TP53RK
Product: TP53 regulating kinase
Biological process (GO): protein phosphorylation
Cellular component (GO): cytosol; nucleus; EKC/KEOPS complex
Molecular function (GO): ATP binding; protein serine/threonine kinase activity
Source: RefSeq, a predicted model, not a curated record
UUGCCGAGCAGGCGCUUCGGCAGUUCGUCGCUUUCCGUCACGGAGCACCGAGCGUGGCCGAGCAUGGCCGGAGAUUACCGAGCAUUGCCGAGCAGACGCCCCGCGCGUGCGCCGUGCGUGUCGCGGUGAUGGCGGCGGCGCAGGCGGAGGCGGGCGGAGCGCGUUCGGUCAUGGCCGGCGCCGCGGGCCCUGCGAUGGGCGACGUGGGGCCCGCCGCGGCCGAGCUGGGGGCCGCGGGCCCCGCCGUGGACGGUGCCGAGGGCGGGGCGGGCGAUGCCAUGGUGGCGGAGGAGGCGCCGGCGCCGCCGGCGCUGCCGGGGCUGCGGCUGGUGCAGCAGGGCGCCGAGGCGCACGUGUACCGCGGGCUGCUGCUGGGGCGGCCGGCGGUGGCCAAGCUCCGCGUCCCGAAGCGGUACCGCCACCCCGCGCUGGAGGAGCGGCUGAGCCGGCGGCGCAUGGUGCAGGAGGCGCGGUCCCUGCUGCGGUGCCGGCGGGCAGGGAUUCCAGCUCCAGUGGUCUACUUUGUGGAUUAUGUCACCAACUCCAUCUAUCUUGAAGAUAUUGUAGACUCAAUUACUGUUCAGGAUCAUAUUUAUUCUGUACAAAAGAGUGGAAAUGAUACCAGUGACCUCCAUAAGUUAGCAGAGAAGAUGGGUGAGCUGUUAGCAAGGAUGCACGAUGAGGAUAUUAUCCAUGGGGAUCUUACAACUGCCAAUCUCCUCCUGCGGCCACCCACGGAGAAGCUGGACUUGGUGUUGAUAGACUUUGGACUCAGUUUUAUUUCAGGUCUUCCAGAAGAUAAAGGAGUUGAUUUGUAUGUUCUGGAGAAAGCCUUCAUUAGCACUCAUCCAGAUACGGAAACGAUGUUCCAAGCUCUGCUAAAGACCUAUGCAGCCACGUCUAAAAAAUCUGGUCCUGUGAUCAAAAAGCUGGAUGAGGUUCGGCUAAGGGGAAGGAAGAGAUCCAUGAUUGGCUAGAAGAGAGUGGGGUUAGGGAUAGAGAAAUAGUAGGUUUUGCAAAGAGGGUUAUUUAUAUUUCUAGUUGGUUUUACUUCACAGAUCACUAUUUUGAUAACUGUGUCUUCAAAUAAAUAAACUUCUAAGAGUUCUAAGUGUCAUCAAGUAACCAUAGUAAUUGUGAGAUUGGGGCACAGCCAAGAGAGAAACAGUUAGAAGUCAUUUCUGUCCUAGAAGUGAAAUAUUUCUAAUACAAAGUAGUUUACAGUGUCAUUCUACUCAUCUUUGUGUGGUUAGAAUCAUUCAGAGCAAUCUUUCUUGGCCUCUAGACCAUAAAUUUAUGGGAGGCUCUUACUUCAGAGGCUACAAAACAGCAUCUACAAAAGGUAACUGAGAAAAACAAGUGUGUUGUUUUUCUCAGAAGACUUUUCAACAAAGGGUUUAAAUCUGUUAUAAAUGACUGAACACAUCCUGAAAAUUGCCAGAACUGCAUUCUGGAACAUGAGCAAUGCUGAAAUACCACA